Sitodiplosis mosellana (orange wheat blossom midge) is the source of this 2125-nucleotide messenger RNA. RefSeq lists its product as uncharacterized. Gene Ontology annotation, molecular function: protein binding. The record is from RefSeq and is a predicted model, not a curated record. The coding region runs from base 682 to 1977 and encodes 431 amino acids. The transcript is spliced from 2 exons. Lineage: Eukaryota; Metazoa; Arthropoda; Insecta; Diptera; Cecidomyiidae.
AUGAACGCCAUCUGUCAACAAAGCGAAUGCACUUUCAGCAUUAAUGUGAAUUAAAAAAAACAAACGAUUUUUUUUUUGUUUUCUUCUUUGAAAAUCACAUUUUAAAAGUAAAUUUUGUUUUAAAACCGAAUACUUGAGUUUGAUUUGCAAAUUGAAUUUUUAAAUGUUGAGAAUAGCGAUAAUCAAUCGAUUUUCAUUCGAAAAUUGAUAGUGAUGCACCACCAAAAUCUGCUGAUGAUAGAUCGAGAUAGCUGUCAAACUUGCCACUUGAUGUGCGAAUACCUGAAACGUUUUUUGCAAACAGUGAUUACAGUUUACAGCGCUCCGAACAAUACACAAUUAUUGCAAGCAAAAUUAUUCAAUUCUCAAGAGUCAUCCUAACAAUCGAUCGAUCGUUUUUGGAAGAAAUUCAAUUUUCCGACAUUCAGUCAAAAUCAAAACUCAACCUUUCGCAAUAAAUAUAAAACAUAUCCAAAUAACAUUGAUCAAACCGUUCGUGUAUUUUGUUCAAUUGUGAAAUAACACGAAUCAAUCAGCUCCGUUUUUGUGCAACGACGACGCACAUUGAACGUUCGAACGCCAUUACAAGCCGCUGAGUCAGCAUUUCAUUUUCUGGAAAGAACAUUUGGACUACACUUGUCGAUCACGUCAUUAUUUUCCGAGAAACCACGACAAAUCGAAAUGGAUCAACGAAAUUUGGAACGCGAGCAGGCAAACGGAGUCAAUGGACAACAACAGCCAUCGGCUAACGAACGACCACCGCAGAUCUUCAAACUGAACGUCGAUUAUUUCGAGAAAGUGUUUGAGUAUCUGUCAAUCCGUGAUCUACACUCGUUUGGGCAAACAUGCACACGAAUGCAAAAAGUUGCCGGCUACUAUUAUAAGGAAGAAUUUUCAAAAGAUCUUUUUCACCAUGAUAGUGAAUUUGAUGGUUUUCGCGAAUAUGUUGAAUAUAUGGGCACAGGAAAAGAAGGGGUUGACUGGAAUAAAUUCAAAUCAGUUAAGAAAAUCUAUUUCGAUGUUCUUUGUACAACAUUUAUCGAAAAGAUUCCCAAGGAAAUCUUAAACAAAAUCGAAGAAAUUGAGUGUAAUUUUUGCACACCGCAAUUUUUUGAAGAUGUUCUCGUACAUUUUCCAAACCUAAAAAGUUUCAAUUUCGGCUUCUCCGCGAACGAUGAUGAUUGGCUCACACGAAAAUAUCCAAAACUUGAACAUGUGUCAUGGAUUUCACUUACCGGUGAAGGUAAAAGUGCUGGCAAAUUGCAAACAUUUUUCGAGAAAAAUCCGACAAUUCGUUCAUUUGAAAUGGAUCCAAUGACUAUCUGCUCAAUGGGAACAUCGAUGGCGAAAGCCAAAUUGGACGACUUGUAUGUCGAUUUGUUCCAGUCUCACCUUGAUCGCAUCCCGGUUGAAACGUUCCGCACUGUAACACAAUUUUUGUACGAUAAAGGCGCAUUUAAACGCAUACACCUUACAAUUCAUGCUAAUAAGUGUUCAAUUGGAGAAUAUACGAAGUGGAAGUCCCCAUUUUCGCUUUCUACAGUUCACACCAAAGGUAUCGAUUUAUCACCACUUGUACACUUGGGAGAGCUAGGAUUUCCACAAUUCCAGAGUGCACACAAAGAUUUCGUAAACAUGAUAAACAAUCCAGCAUUAUCGAAGGGCCUCGAAAACCUCAAGAAGCUGUAUUUCUGGGAAGCCCAUAUCGAUAAUAUUUUACCGUUCCUCCACUUGUCACCAAAACUGGAAAAGAUCAUCGUCGAACACGAGAUUUUAAAAAAACCCGUAUUCAUUGAUCCAGUCGCGUUGAAUCGUGAGCGCAAAAAACUGUCUGAACAAUUGGCCAGCAAAGGAAUCAAUGUGAGCAAAGUGACGUUUUUCAUUCCUGAAUCGAAUUACUUGGAAACAAAAUGGAAAACCGUUGACACUAACUUCAAAUUCAUCGAAAUUCGACGCUGCCCUGGCGAGAUUCUAUAAACAAAAAUGUGUUCCUGAUGCAAACUUUCAUUAUGAAAAUAAGAAAAUUCCCAUUCGAAUGAAUAACAUUAUCUAAUAUUAUAUUUUGUAAUACGGAAAACACGCAAAUUUUUGGAAAUAAAUAAAGCAAACCGAGUUCAUUUUGAAA